UACGACGAUAUUAUUUUUCGUUUAGUUUCAUUUCAAAAACAUACAUUAUAUCCAAUUAAUUGUAUGUAAGCAUAUGUUACAACAAAUAGUUUAAUUCUUACUACUUUUGAAAUUAAAGAUUUUUUAUCAAAAUGUCAAGUUUUGAAUCAGGCAAUUUGUUAAAAAAUCAAAUUCAGUCGCACGUAGUUGAAGUUUUGAAAACAUCCAGCAUUUCCUUGAAUGUUAUUAACAGGUACAAGGAAAACAUCGUACAUUUAAGUGUAGCAAACGGCUGUAUUGAAAUUCUGAAAUGCAUUUUAGAAAAAUAUGACAAUGCUUGUUUAGAACGUAAAAAUUCUUUUGGUUGGACACCUCUCAUGCAAGCAGUUAGAAAUGAAAACGUUGAAAUGGUUAAAUUUUUAUUAAGCUGUGGAGUUAAUGUGAAUGACUUUUCGUUUUUAGGAAUGUCAGUAUUGAGUCUUGCCUGUGCAAUUAGCAAUGAAAUGUUUGAUUUAUUGUAUAACAACUGUCCAUCAGCUUUAGAGUAUGCUUCUCAUGAUGACAUCAACCCAUUAUGUAUUGCAGCUUUAAAGAAUGAUAGAGAGUUGUUUUUCAAAUUAGUUCAUCUUGGACUAGAUGUUAACAAAGCUAAUGCUUUUACUCACAUCAUGAUGAAACAAUCAAACAUUAUAGAUAUUAAAUUAUUAGCAAAACCACACCUUAAUUCAGAUGACUAUUGGAGUGAUCUUUAUAGUAUUGAAGAUGUUUUGAAAGGAAAAGAUGACAAAAACAUUGCUCCUUAUAAAAAUGAUACAAACAUUUUCAAUUUUGAUAUUGAUAAUUUUGAUGAAAAUACUUCUAUCCCAAAAAUUUAUGUAAAUGCUAAAAAUAUUGAAAGUGACAACAUAUUAAAUAAUAACAAAGAUAAUUUCAGCAAAUCACAUUCGUUAAAUUAUAAUUGUGAAUCAAUGACUGUAUCACCUACAUUAUCCUAUUUUAAGGAAAAUGUGUUCCCUAUGUCACCGAAUAUUUACAUUGCAGAAGAUAAUUUCACAAAUAUAUCAAAGUUUGAACUGGAUGUCAAUAAAACAAUCUCAACAACAGAUAAUCAGAAUUAUUUUUCUUCAAACAGCACAGAACAAUCAUCACCUUUAGUAUUAAAAAGGUGUCAAAAUAUACGACCCCCUAAUUUAAUACUGAGGAGUUUAAGUAAUGAUUCAGACACCACUCUAAGUUUUACUCCUCAGUUCAGUCCAAUUAAAACACCUAAUUUACCACAAGAUAUUAAUCAAGAUAAUGUAUUUGAUGAAACUACACCUACACCCCCAAAGUACAAAACUCCUCCUCGAGGAAUAAUAACAGAUCCAAAUAUAACUAAAUUGAUAAUUUUAUUACAACGUUUUGGACUUCAAAGACAUAUUCCUAUAUUUAUUGAGCAAGAAGUGGAUCUGGAUUUAUUUUUAAGUCUAACUGACCAUGAUUUAAUUGAAAUCGGUAUCCAGAAAAACUCUGAGCGAUUGAUUUUAUUAUCUGUGAUUAAUGAAUGCAAAGGAAUAAAAAAAUAGUAUAUAGUAUUGUAAAAAAUAUACAAAUUUUAUUUUUAAUUUUAUUGCUCAGGUUAAUGUACACAAAAUUUAUUUAUUUAAAAAUAAUAUAUUAUGAAUAUUCUUGUAUGUAAUUAAUAAAUAUAUUUAAGAAAAUAAAAAGUU
Phymastichus coffea is the source of this 1688-nucleotide messenger RNA. RefSeq lists its product as uncharacterized. The transcript is spliced from 6 exons. The record is from RefSeq and is a predicted model, not a curated record. Lineage: Eukaryota; Metazoa; Arthropoda; Insecta; Hymenoptera; Eulophidae. Bases 132 to 1544 code for a protein of 470 amino acids. Gene Ontology annotation, molecular function: RNA nuclease activity; RNA binding; protein binding. Gene Ontology annotation, biological process: RNA processing.